AUGGUGUCGGGUGCUUGCAUCAUUUUCCUUUGCUUUAAGAGACGAGGAAAACUUGCUUUUUUUUUUCCGUUUUUCAUUGAUUUUCUAUCGAGUACUGGUAUAGGGGUUUUUUCGAUAGCUUCGGCGCCGGGAGGAGAGAACAUAUCAUGCCCCAUUCCCUUUGUUUUUCUAGCCUGUCAUUUAUUUAUUUUUUGGGGUUUAUUCCUUUUUCAAAGGAAUAUCCGGGCGGAACGACAACCUUUGGUCCCCUUACUCUUUGGAGCAUUGCUCUUUUUUCUUCCUUACUUUCCAAACCUGGAAUGGCUAGAAGGGUGGAUCGAGGGACUCGACCUCUUUCUUCUUUUAUUGGGAAUUCUUCUAUUUGUGUGCGGCGAGGAAAAGAAAUGA
Brassica oleracea var. oleracea is the source of this 387-nucleotide messenger RNA. Lineage: Eukaryota; Viridiplantae; Streptophyta; Magnoliopsida; Brassicales; Brassicaceae. The record is from the annotation of a RefSeq genome assembly.